This is a messenger RNA of Aspergillus heteromorphus CBS 117.55, 1047 nucleotides long. RefSeq names its product aldo/keto reductase. Gene Ontology annotation, cellular component: cytosol. The record is from RefSeq and is a predicted model, not a curated record. Bases 1 to 930 code for a protein of 309 amino acids. The transcript has 4 exons. NCBI's taxonomy places the organism in Eukaryota, Fungi, Ascomycota, Eurotiomycetes, Eurotiales, Aspergillaceae. Gene Ontology annotation, molecular function: aldose reductase (NADPH) activity.
AUGACAACCUACUUCAAGCUCAACACCGGUGCUCAGAUCCCCGCCAUCGGCUUCGGAACCUGGCAGGAUGCCGAAGCGCAGGAACACGCCGUCGUGGACGCCAUCAAAGCGGGAUAUCGCCACAUCGACACAGCCAGAGUUUAUGGAACAGAGAAGGCUGUAGGCAAGGCUAUAAAGACGGCUGGAGUCCCCCGCGACCAGCUUUUCGUUACAACCAAGCUCUGGAACAACAAGCAUCACCCGGACGAUGUCGUGCAGGCUGUCCAGGAUUCGCUCGAUGAUCUGGAUCUGGAAUACAUCGAUCUGUUUCUGAUCCAUUGGCCUGUGGCUUGGAAGCGGGGGGAUGAGCUGUUCCCCAAGGAGAAUGGGAAGGCGGCUGUUGUGGAUACUGACUAUAUCGAUGCAUCUCUCGAAAAAGUUCUCCCAACCGGAAAAGUGAAAGCGAUUGGCGUCUCCAACUUCUCCCAAGCGGAAAUGGAACGUCUUCUCAAUAACACCUCCGUCGUCCCGGCAGCCCACCAGCUCGAAAGCCACCCCUGGCUGCAACAGCCCGACUUCGCCGAGUGGCACAAGUCCAGAGGCAUCCAUGUCACCCACUACUCUCCCUUCGGGAACCAGAACGAGCUGUACUCCUCCAAGGAGGGCGCCACUAUCGGCAAGCUGAUCGAGGACCCUGUGCUGGCUGAGAUUGGCAAGAAAUAUAACAAGACUGCAGCUCAGGUCGCUCUUGCCUGGGGCGUCACCAUCGGCCACUCGGUACUUCCCAAGUCGAAGACCCCCUCUCGCAUCAAAGCCAACCUGGAAGGCGACUUCAAGCUCGACGCCGAAGAUAUGCAGAAGAUCCGGGGCAUUGACAAGAAGCUGCGGUUCAAUGACAGCAGCGCUGACUUUGGAAAGGAGUUCUUCACGGAUCUGGAUGGGAAGAAAUAGACUUCUUCAGUUUAGGUCUUCUUUCCAUGGGGGGUCAGCCUUGUAUAACUAAUCUUAUGUUGUAUAUACAUGCAGAAUGUGCACGAGAAACGAAUGCCAUGAAAUUCACACCUGCUC